UAAAUUGUAUAGUUAAUACAGUUAGCAUCCAAGCUAACAACUGUUGGCGUCUGGGACUUUUUGUUUAACCAAGCAUUCAUUUUCUCGCCUCCAACGUCAACGGUCUGUUGAGAAUUCCGUAAAGAACCAUGAAGCUCUACAGUUUGAGUGUUUUGUACAAAGUGUCAAGCAAAGCGAAUCUACUAAAAGCAGCAUAUGACUUGUCUUCAUUUAGUUUUUUUCAACGGUCCAGUGUACAGGAAUUUAUGACCUUCACCAGCGCCCUAAUAGUUGAACGCUCAGCAAUAGGAAGUCGUGCUUCAGUUAAAGAACAAGAAUACUUGUGUCACGUAUAUGUCCGGAAUGAUUGUCUCAGUGCAGUGGUGAUUGCAGACAAUGAAUACCCAUCCAGAGUGUGCUUCACUUUACUCGAUAAGGUGUUGGAUGAAUUCUCCAGGCAGGUGAACAGCAUAGACUGGCCUUCUGGUUCACCUGCGACAGUACAGUACACAGGGCUGGAUGGCUAUCUGGCUAAAUAUCAGAAUCCUCGUGAAGCAGAUGCCAUGACCAAAGUGCAAGCUGAACUGGAUGAAACUAAAAUCAUUCUGCAUAACACCAUGGAGUCUCUUUUGGAAAGAGGGGAAAAGCUGGAUGAUUUGGUACAGAAGUCGGAGCAUCUGGGAAACCAAUCAAAAGCUUUUUACAAAACAGCGCGGAAGCAAAACUCAUGCUGUGAGGUGAUGUGAUGACGACAUUGUUGGAAUCUCCUGGCCAAUCGUUUCUUUUUCUCUAUUUUUCUCUCUCUCUCUUCUCUUUUAUUUAACACUCUCCAUCCUCUCUUGGCUCAGACACACAGGACAGUUCCAGAUAGCACUAGGGCUGUAGUGAGUGUUGAGAAUAGAGAGAAUUCUGUGUUUUCGUUGUUCUAGAAGGGUUAGAGGGACUGAUUUCCCAGCCUGCACCACACUUUACUCAGCUGUUUUAGGGUUUGCGUUUUUAGUGUUUCUGUUAAGGGUUUGGGUUAAACCCUAGACUGUCUCCUCAGGGGCGUUAUAGAAAAUGCACAGCGCAAAAAGGAGGUCAAGACACAUCUUAUGUCCCCACCGUGCCUUACUUCAGGUGGCUGUCGCAAUAUUAGGUACGUCAAGUUAAACUGUUUGCCUUAAUUGUAGACAAUUCAAGCAACACUUUUAAAUCCAUACCUUUUAGAAUUUUUUUUGUAACUGGAAAAACAGCUUAUUUUUAACACACUAAUUCUAAACCAUCAGUUUAAAAAUGGGGAU
This is a messenger RNA of Trichomycterus rosablanca, 1262 nucleotides long. RefSeq names its product YKT6 v-SNARE homolog (S. cerevisiae) (gene ykt6). The record is from RefSeq and is a predicted model, not a curated record. The transcript is spliced from 8 exons. Gene Ontology annotation, biological process: endoplasmic reticulum to Golgi vesicle-mediated transport. Lineage: Eukaryota; Metazoa; Chordata; Actinopteri; Siluriformes; Trichomycteridae. Bases 129 to 725 code for a protein of 198 amino acids. Gene Ontology annotation, cellular component: Golgi apparatus. Gene Ontology annotation, molecular function: SNAP receptor activity.